Miscanthus lutarioriparius is the source of this 1440-nucleotide messenger RNA. The record is from the annotation of a GenBank genome assembly. Lineage: Eukaryota; Viridiplantae; Streptophyta; Magnoliopsida; Poales; Poaceae.
AUGGACCCGUGCCCGUUCGUGCGGGUGCUGGUCGGCAACCUCGCGCUAAAGAUGCCGGCGUCAACAACAUCCGCCCCACGCAGCACCUCCUCGUCCGGCUCCGGGGUACACCCGACCACGGCGCCCUGCUACUGCCGCAUCCGCCUCAACAAGCUGCCCUACCAGACAGCCUCGGCCCCGCUGCUGCCGGCGACGGAGGAAGGCCCGGCCUCCUGCACGGGCGCCUUCGCCGCCGCGUUCCACGUCUCCAGGGCCGACCUGGACCGCGCCGCCGCCAAGCCCGCGCUCCUCCUCGGCGCCCGCCUCCGCUGCCGCACCGCGCGCCUCAAGGUCGCCGUGUACGCCGGCCGCGGCGGAGGGGUCGGCGCGUCCUGCGGCGGCGGCGCCUCCGGCAGGCUGAUCGGGAAGCUCGUCGUCCCGCUCGACCUCGGGGCUGCUAUGGCUAAGCCCGUCGUCUUCCACAGCGGGUGGGUCCCCAUCGGCAAGCGCCGCGCGGGGCGUGGUAAGGCCGCGGCGGCGGCGGCGAGGACGCAGCUUAACCUCACCGUCCGCGCUGAGCCUGACCCGAGGUUCGUGUUCGAGUUCGACGGCGAGCCUGAGUGCAGCCCGCAGGUGCUUCAGGUGAAGGGGAGCAUGAAGCAGCCCAUGUUCACGUGCAAGUUCUCCUGCCGCAGCAACAGCGACCUGCGCUCGCGGUCCGUGCAGUCUGAUCCGGGCACCGCUGGCCCGCGCAACUGGCUGGCCAAGUUCGGUUCCGAGCGCGAGCGCGCGGGGAAGGAGCGGAAGGGGUGGUCAGUGACGGUGCACGACCUAUCGGGCUCGCCGGUAGCGCUAGCGUCGAUGGUGACGCCGUUCGUGGCGUCCCCAGGGACGGACCGCGUGAGCCGGUCGAACCCAGGCGGGUGGCUGAUCCUCCGCCCGGUCGACGGGACCUGGACGCCGUGGGGCCGCCUCGAGUGCUGGCGCGAGCGCGGCGGCUCCGGCGGGGACACCCUGGGGUACCGCUUCGAGCUGGUGCCCGACCACACCGCCAACACGGGCGCCAGCGGCGCCGGUGGCGCGGGCGUGUGCGUGGUCGAGUCCGGCGUCCCGGCGUCCCGCGGCGGGCGGUUCGCCAUCGACCUGACGGCGGCGCAGCCGUUCGGGCGCAGCGGGACGCCCGGGUGCAGCCCCCGCGUCAGCGGCGACUUCGGCCACCACGGCGGUCUCUGGCCGUUUGGCAGCUUCCGCGGAUUUGUCAUGUCGGUCGCCGUGCAGGGGGAGGGCCGGUGCAGCAGGCCCACCGUCGAGGUCGGCGUCGCCCACGUCGCCUGCGCUGAGGAUGCCGCGGCAUUUGUUGCUCUGGCCGCCGCUGUGGACCUCAGCAUGGACGCGUGCCGCCUCUUCUCCUGCAAGCUCCGCCGGGAGCUGUCGGCGUCCCGCGCCGAGCUGCUCCGGUGA